This is a messenger RNA of Camelina sativa (false flax), 2266 nucleotides long. Lineage: Eukaryota; Viridiplantae; Streptophyta; Magnoliopsida; Brassicales; Brassicaceae. The record is from RefSeq and is a predicted model, not a curated record.
ACAGAGAGCUCAUCUUCUUCUUCCUUCGUCUCCAUCGAUCGAAUCCUAAAAUCCCAAAAAACCCUAAAAAUUACAGAAUCAAAAUCGAACGAUGCCAGUUCCAAUCAUAGAAACGUGCCGUAAGAGGAAGAGGAAGCCCAAAGUUUACAGCUCGCAACGGUUCGGCGAAGAUGGGGUUCCGAUUUACCGGAGCGAAGCUUUUCGCGAUCAGAUUAGGGUUUUUUUACGCGAUUGCGCCGAGGUUGAGGAGUAUAGCGUUCUUGGUAUGCCUGUUUGGUGUACGCUACUUAGCCAUGAGACUACGAACUCGGUGGUUCCACUUUACACUGUUGAGGAGGAUGUGGCUCGUUCUUCGGAGCCUUACUGCGAUCAAUGUCGUUGCACAGGGUGGAGCAAUCAUUUUGUGUCAAAGAGGAAGUAUCACUUUAUAAUACCAGUUGAUUCUGAGUGGAAUAUGCCUUUAGAAGAUGAUGUAUUUGAUCUACAAAGUCAUCUUUUACAUGGAUUGAUUCAUAGUAAUGGCUUUGGUCAUUUGAUAUGCAUCAAUGGUAUGGAAGGGGAUUCUAAAUACUUGUGCGGAAGAGAGAUUGUUGAUCUUUGGGACCGGAUUUGUAAUAUCCUUGGAGCACGGAUGAUAACAGUUGAAGAUUUUUCCAAGAAGAGAUCUAUGGAACUGAGGUUGUUGUAUGGUGUUGCUUAUGGCCACUCCUGGUUUGGAAGAUGGGGAUACAAAUUCUCUCGUGGAAGUUAUGGUGUGACAAAGAAUGAUUACGAGAAUGCGAUAGAGCUUCUUGGUUCACUUGAUCUUAAUCAGAUUGAGUUUCAUUUUGGUGAGUAUCAACAAUCUAAAGAGAUCAAGCAGGUUAUUCGGUAUUACAGAGAGAUGAGUGAAGGGAAUUUGAGGACGUUCAGAGAUCUUUUGCGGUUUAUGCUCAUCAUCAAGUCUCAUGCUUCUCCCCAAAAGCUUCUUCCUGCGACUCCUCCUAUCCUGACAGAUUCUCCUCAUCCGAAAAGAUCAAGUAGGUUGCUUUUGAAGAAAAGUGAUAUUGCAGAUAACGACAAGUCUCCGAAAUAUAGGCGUUAUAGCACUGUUGCUGCAAAUUUGGGUAGUAGAUGGCCUGUGAGGAGACUAAUAUUUGCAGCUGAAGUGAUAGUAGAGUCACUGAAAGAGAUGAAAGCAAUGAAGCCAAACGGUAUGACUCGGCAAGAUGUUAGGGAUUCAGCUAGAUUGCAUAUUGGAGACACCGGUCUGCUGGAUUAUGUGCUGAAGUCGAUGCACAAUGUGGUCGUUGGGAAUGUUUUGGUUCGGCGUUAUGUUGAUCCCGUUACACGUAUUCUGCACUAUACAAUACAGGAGCUUGAUGAUGCGAUGAACGUCAUAGAACCGAAGAAAGAAGAAGCUGUACUGCUAGAGGAGAUUACUCCUUUGAGGAUUUAUACUCCAUUAAAACCUGGAGCUGAUGUUUAUGGAGAUCUGUUGUUACUAUACACAAAUGUGUUGUUGAACUAUCCAGAAUCUGAGCUACUAGUGAGAUCUGCAACUCAAGCAAUCCUAGACAGCAAGCACUUCGUAAAGGAGUGGCCUAUAUGGGACAACAGUGAAACAGUCUUACAAUUUGUUUGCCGUAUCAAUCCAAGUUUGAUUGGUUUGAGAUCAGAACAGAUGACAGAGCUUCCUCCUGGUGAAUUGGUCACAGUUCCAUUACAAGCUACAGUCUUUGAUCUAAAGCAAGCCAUUGAAGAGACUUUCAGAGAUACUUACUGCAUCUUAGCAAACUUUGUGGUGAGUGAGAUUGAAGAAGUUACAGAAGACAUGAGUUUGACCGAGUCUUGUUCUGCUUUAACAGUGAGGGGUUAUGGGAUUGAUUUGGAAUCGAAACUCAAGUGUCAAGGUGGAUGUGAUACAUGGAUGGUGAGAUGUAUUUGCAGGGCUAGAGAUGAUGAUGGUGAGAGGAUGAUAUCUUGUGAUGUUUGUGAGGUAUGGCAACAUACAAGAUGCUGUGGGAUUGAUGAUUCAGAUACUUUGCCUCCACUUUUUGUGUGUUCGAACUGCUGUGAAGAGUUUGCAGAGCAACAGAGGAAAGUGUUGCAGCCCAAAUAUGAGUUUCCGAGUUCAGAGAAUAUGUUUCUGAUUGAAUCUGCAGAUGAUUUCUAUGGGGAUCAAAGUUGUCUUGGUUUGAUUUUCCCUGAAGAAAACUAUCUCUUGUAAAGCCAUUUUUGGACUAAACUUUGUAGAUUACUCAAUUUUUUUGGUAAACGAGAAACA